CAAUACUUUGCAUUAUUGUGAAGAACGAAACCGUACGCCAGUGCUCAGUGAUAUUAGGGGGAGUUCAAUUGGUGGAAGAGAACGUCAUGUCGUUUUAGGGAGGACCACCGUCUCUGUUCCCUGAUACACCAAAACGACACAAGACAUACAUAUUCAUAAAUUACCAUGGUGGUCGCCAGAGGAAGACCUGUCACCGGUGUCCUUGGGUGGUCGGACAUGAAGGGUCUGGCCAUGCAGGUGAUCGGCAGCCGAUGGUUCGUGGUGUUUGCGUCGUUUUUGGUUAUGGCGGCGGCGGGAGCCACCUACAUGUUCGGCUUGUACUCGCCGGACAUAAAAUCUGCUCUGGGCUACGACCAAACCACCCUGAACCUGCUGAGCUUCUUCAAGGACGUCGGCGCCAACGUGGGCAUCCUCUCCGGGCUGAUCAACGAGUUGACGCCGCCGUGGGUGGUGCUGGUGAUCGGCGCCGUCCUCAACUUCUUCGGCUACUUCAUGAUAUGGCUCGGAGUGACCCAAAGAAUUUCGAAACCCAAAGUUUGGCAGAUGUUCCUCUACAUCUGCAUAGGAGCCAACUCGCAGACGUUCGCGAACACAGGGUCUCUGGUAACAUGUGUGAAGAACUUCCCGGAAAGCCGAGGCGUAGUUCUCGGCAUUCUCAAAGGCUACGUCGGUCUGAGCGGAGCCAUCAUCACUCAACUAUACCACGCCUUCUACUUCGACGACACUAAAGCUCUCAUCCUCCUCAUCGGCUGGCUUCCGGCCGCCAUCUCCUUCGCCUUCCUCCGCACCAUCCGCUACAUCACCCCGGUCCGACACCCCAACGAGCUCAAGGUCUUCUACAACUUCCUCUACAUCUCCCUCGGCCUCGCUGGAUUCCUCAUGAUCAUUAUCAUCGUCCAGAAACAGACCAACUUCAACCAGUCCGAGUACGGCCUCAGCGCUGCCGUCGUUCUCUUCCUCCUCUUCCUCCCCCUCGCCGUCGUCUACAUCGAGGAGUUCAAGCUCUGGCAAGCCAAACGCCUUGCCCUCCUCGAGCCCGUCAAGAACAUCGUGGUCGCCGACCCGCCGGAGAUAACCGAGACCAGUGCUCGUAAAAGUUCAAGUACUACUUCCGGUGAUAUAACCAAAGCAAGACGAGAAGGUCAACCAGAGAUAAGGUGGUGGCAAAAUGCUUUCAGCCCGCCGGAGAGAGGCGAGGAUUAUACUAUUCUCCAAGCACUGUUCAGUAUCGACAUGAUUAUACUGUUCUUGGCUGGCAUUUGUGGGAUCGGAGGGACGUUGACUGCGAUUGACAAUCUGGGUCAGAUUGGGGCAUCCUUGGGUUACCCGAAGAACAGUAUAAGCACGUUCGUGUCACUGGUGAGCAUUUGGAACUACCUAGGACGUGUCUUCUCAGGUUUCGUGUCUGAAUAUUAUCUGUCCAAGUAUAAAUUCCCUCGUACACUCAUGCUCACUCUGAUACUCAUAGUGGCGUGUGCGGGACAUAUUCUGAUAGCCUUCAACGUGAAGGAAGGUCUCUACGUAGCUUCUGUGAUCAUUGGGUUUAGUUUUGGAGCACAAUGGCCUCUGAUUUUUGCUAUCAUAUCUGAGCUAUUUGGGCUAAAGUACUAUUCAACUCUGUAUAAUUUUGGCGGGUCAGCUAGCCCGAUAGGGUUGUACAUUCUUAACGUGAGAAUCACUGGUCAUUUGUAUGAUAAAGAAGCUAAAAAGCAACUUGCAGCUUUAGGGUUACGAAGAGAGGAAGGCAAAGAGUUGGUUUGUGUUGGGGCAGAAUGCUUCAAGAUGUCAUUUAUAAUCAUCACAGCUGCAACUUUCUUUGGUGCUCUUGUAUCUCUCAUUUUAGUCGCCAGAACAAGGAAGUUCUAUAAAGGUGACAUCUAUAAGCGGUUCCGUGAGGCCGCCGCUGCUGAGGAGUCUGCCGCACCUGUGACGACGGAGAUGGAGACCAAAAACACAGUCAUGCCGGCAGAGAACGGUAGCGCCGGGACCAGAGAAGCCAACCGCGAGAAGGAAAUAGAGAUGAAGGGUUAAUUAGGAAUAGCACAUCUUGUGUAGAUAGGAACGAGAAAAUUAAUUAAUGGAUGCUCGCUUCAUAAGGUUGUCCGCGUUAGUGUAAAAUGGUGAUGAAUCUUGGAUUUCACAAAGAGCUGCAAAAUUUUGUUAUUUUCUUUUCUUUGUAUCUUGCUCCAUAUUCUAUUCAACGUGGAAUAAAAUAUGGCAGUGAUGGAUUUGAUAAUUAUUGUAAUAAUCUGCCAUUUUUUAUGCAAGUUUUCCUUAAUUUGCCUUUUAA
Prosopis cineraria is the source of this 2290-nucleotide messenger RNA. RefSeq lists its product as uncharacterized. Lineage: Eukaryota; Viridiplantae; Streptophyta; Magnoliopsida; Fabales; Fabaceae. Gene Ontology annotation, cellular component: membrane. The transcript is spliced from 2 exons. Bases 166 to 2031 code for a protein of 621 amino acids. The record is from RefSeq and is a predicted model, not a curated record.